This is a messenger RNA of Cyprinodon tularosa, 933 nucleotides long. Its product is annotated as olfactory receptor 52E4-like. The transcript has a single exon. Lineage: Eukaryota; Metazoa; Chordata; Actinopteri; Cyprinodontiformes; Cyprinodontidae. Gene Ontology annotation, molecular function: olfactory receptor activity; G protein-coupled receptor activity. Gene Ontology annotation, biological process: G protein-coupled receptor signaling pathway. The coding region runs from base 1 to 933 and encodes 310 amino acids. Gene Ontology annotation, cellular component: membrane. The record is from RefSeq and is a predicted model, not a curated record.
AUGGAGGGAGUUAAUGAAACAUACAUAACACUUGAAGGACAUGUAGAAUUACAUAAAUACAAAUAUAUUUAUUUUUCAUUCAUGCUGACAGCAUAUGUUUGUAUUGUUAUCUGUAAUUUGACCAUUGUUUAUGUUAUAUGGAUGAACAAAAUCCUCCAUGAGCCUAUGUACAUUUUCAUUGGAGCUUUGCUUUUGAACUCUCUUCUUUUCAGCACUAAUAUAUAUCCAAAACUACUUUCAGACUUUCUAUCUGAGAAACAGAUUGUAUCAUAUUCAGCUUGUUAUUUGCAAUUUUUUCUUCUUUAUUCUUUGAGUGGCUCAGAGUUUUUGUUGCUGGCAGUUAUGGCCUAUGAUCGUUAUGUAUCUAUAUGUAAACCUUUACAAUAUGCAACUGUAAUGGGACGAAAAACUGUAAGUAUUUUUCUGAGUUUAGCUUGGCUUGUGCCUGCAGUUGUAAUUGCAGUGCAGGUAAUACUGAGCUAUAAUAUGAAGCUCUGUAAAUUGAAUAUUAAUGGAAUUUUUUGCAACAACUCAAUUUAUAGCGUCCACUGUUUAAAUUUAAAGGUUCACAUUAUAUUUGGUGCUGUUGCGUUGGUUAUGAUUGCAUUCUUCCCUCUGCUGUUCAUCGUUUUUACUUACACAAGAAUACUAAUAAUAACAUAUCGCAGUUCAAAAGAGGUCAGAAAGAAAGCUGCUCAGACAUGCUUGCCCCACUUGCUAGUUCUGAUAAGCUACUCCUGUUUCUGUUCAUUUGAUGUAAUCAUAGCCCGACUGGGUUCCAACUUCACAAAGGUUGUCCGGUUAAUAGUGACUCUACAGGCAGUUCUGUAUCAUCCUCUGUUUAAUCCGAUCAUAUAUGGUUUAAAAAUGAAGGAAAUAUCCAAGCAGCUGAAAAGGCUGUUUAAAGCUAAAGCAAUUUGUUUGGGAAGCUGA